Suillus clintonianus is the source of this 1894-nucleotide messenger RNA. RefSeq lists its product as uncharacterized. The record is from RefSeq and is a predicted model, not a curated record. The coding region runs from base 282 to 1766 and encodes 494 amino acids. The transcript is spliced from 6 exons. Gene Ontology annotation, molecular function: oxidoreductase activity. Lineage: Eukaryota; Fungi; Basidiomycota; Agaricomycetes; Boletales; Suillaceae.
UUGUUUGCGAGUUAUGUGUGGAAGAGCUGGAGAGGGAUCGUGAGGAGUUCUGGGGUGUUGGUUUGAUGAUGAGUGGUGUAGUUGCGGGGUGUCGUUCAUACGAAAUAGAGAUCGAUGCUGCCAUUGCAUAGACAUAUAGCAUAUCUUAGUACCGGGACAGAAAUAGCCUAGACACUGGUCCCCUCCACCAAUUCUCACAGCAUCCCAAACACCAAUUGUGCAUGCUUGCGAGGAUCCAUCCACCAAUAACAUCCCCUUCUACAUUCUAGAAGCCUCGUUCAAUGAUGACUGUAGUUCAACAGACCUGUGACGACAGAGAACUCGAUGCUCUGUUUCCCUCCCCAUCUGCCCCGCCGAGUGUGCUUUCCCCUCCACGAUACCCUGGAAUUUCCCCAGAAGCAGUCGCAGCUUUGACAUACGUCUUGAAGGACAACCAUACCAAGUACCACAUUUUCUUCAACAACAUGCGAUUACAUAACCAUAUCGCUCAUCGCACGCUGGCACUAUAUGCCGCGGGUGCGAGUGGAUCCCUGAUCGAACAGUUCUAUGAGGAAGACGGCUCCUAUCAGCGCCCAGUUGUCGAGCCCCCCGAGGCAAUCACGGAAGCGAACUUCAUGGAACAUCUAGGUGAUGAGAAAUUUUACGCCGCGUACAUAACCUUCUUCAGUAAGGUUGUCAAGGAAAAGGGCGUCAGCGCCACGCUGGAGGAAUAUAUCUUCUGUAAAAAGUACAAUUUUGUAGAAGGACGAGAUGCAUCUACCCAGCCGGUGAUGUUGGCCCGCUUCCUUGGAGCGUUGUUCCACCCCUUCAUCCAUGUAGGAUACGGCGUGGAAUUUGGCAUCCCAGGCAUAGUUGUUGAAGGUCUCGCAUUGACCAGCGUGUCUAAGCAUGACUUCUUGCCGUUGUAUCUUUUCGAGCCUAGCAGCACGACUGCAGUGGAGGAGACAACCACUCGGCUUGCCUCGCUUGCCCUUAAUACAAAGAUAUCUAUUGCACCCUCUCAGCUCGAACAACCGCGGAAAGGACAUGCGUUUUCCAUUCUUGCCAAGAUCAUGGAAGAUUCGGAAUUCGCACCGAAGGAAAUCAAGAAGUACUUGAAGACAGAUGUUAACCGCCUGAUGUCUGAGCACGGUGCUACUAUAUGGCGCUACGCUGAACAGUGGACGAUCGACCCGUCACAGCCAGGGGAAAUCGAACGUAAGAUAGAGGAAUGCAUUUGGACCAGCACUCUUCUCUACGCUAUUGGCGGAUGGAACAAAGACAGAGGCUUAGCAGCAGACUUCUUCUUUAUGCAUUUCGUCACCGCAAGUCUCUUCCUUCCAUCCCUGUUGCCUUACCUGCCACCAAACUCGCAAGUUCUCUUUCUUCACGGAUACUUUGCAUCGACCCUUGCGUGGUGGAUCACACGCGGCUUCCCUCGACUGCACAUUCAAGACUUCCUCAGCGCCACCUCACAUCUUUCAUCAGAGGUCAAAGUCGCCAAUCCAUUCCUCGACAUUGUUCAAUCUGCAAUAACGCACCCAAACGAGCAUCUGCCGAAGGUUCAGCGCGCCUUGGCGCAUUUCUCCUCUCUUUAUGGCGCACGACCCAAGGGCUACUUCAAGGGUACGGAACUGGAUGGCGCAGAAGGACUGGAUGGAUCGCUCUUUUUUACGGCCGCGAGAUUGACUGAGGAGUGCAUGAGCGAGGGUACGAGAUCGACUGAGGAGUACUUGAGCGAGGGUACGAGUCCCUGGAGCUAUGCAGGUUUUCCUGCAAGCGAUUAGGAGUGAUCGAAGGAUUCGAGAUGUAGUGAAUACCACUUAGCCAAUGACAGCAAUUCGAUUUUUCUUCUCAAAUGUAUUGAUUGUGCGACAUUACCACAGAAUCCAGAUACACAGCAACAGUACUAAUA